Solanum stenotomum is the source of this 2370-nucleotide messenger RNA. RefSeq names its product lectin-domain containing receptor kinase VI.3-like. The record is from RefSeq and is a predicted model, not a curated record. Gene Ontology annotation, cellular component: plasma membrane. Lineage: Eukaryota; Viridiplantae; Streptophyta; Magnoliopsida; Solanales; Solanaceae. Gene Ontology annotation, molecular function: carbohydrate binding; protein kinase activity; ATP binding. Gene Ontology annotation, biological process: protein phosphorylation.
UGAGGAAGCAUUAACUUUGAAAAUACAACCUCAUUUCCAUAUAAAGUAUGUUAUAAUUGUCUCUUUAAAUUGAAUAUAAAUAUUGCACAAAAACUUAACAAUUUGUACUUCCAACGACUCAAUGGACAAUUCCUAUAGCCUAGUUAUUCUUGCAUUGAUCUUUUUCCCUAUUCUUGUGAGAGCUCAAUCUUUUGAUUUUGCUUACAAUGAAUUCAAUAAUUUAAAUAUCAUUAGAGAUGGAGUUGCAAGUAUCAAUCCAAGUGGUGCACUUAAGCUCACUAAUAGAUCAAAUAAUGUUAUAGGUCAUGCUUUCCACCCCAAUCCUGUACCAAUUUUCAACUCCAGUACUAAAAAUGUUACUUCAUUUAGUACAUACUUCGUCUUCGCCAUUGUCUCUCUUGAGAAAACCUCUGGUGGCUUUGGAUUUGCUUUCACGUUAUCUCCAUCCCCGGGUUUUCCGGGUGCUCAGGGAGCUCAUUUACUUGGAGUCGUCAACGGGAUGAACGAUGGCAAGGAUACUAACCACAUCUUUAUGGUUGAAUUCGACACUGUGAAUGGUCACGAUGAAGGUGUGGACACAGAUGGAAAUCAAAUUGGGAUUAACAAAAAUGGCAUGAUCAGUCCUAUCGCGUCAGAAUCAGCUGAUUACUAUAUUAAUGAUUCUCCUGUAGCAGAGCCAGUAGAUCUACAAAGAGGAGAAUCAAUUCAGGCUUGGAUCGAUUAUGAUGGAAUGACCACAGAGGUAAAUGUAACUAUAUCUCCCAUAGCAGUUCCAAAGCCAAUUAGACCUCUGAUCAGUGAGAAAUUAGAUUUAUCUCCUGUGUUGAAGGAGACUACGUAUGCUGGUUUCUCAGCAGCCACGGGAGGAAAUAAAGCGAGCUCUCAUUACAUCUUGGGUUGGAGUUUUCGGUUGAAUGGAGCUGCUGAUCCUUACCUACCUGUUGCCCCACCUGAAGUGGAAAGACCCUCCGAGAAUUCCCAUCUCAAAAGGGCCUUGAUAGGAACAUUCUGCUCCAUCGUUAUCCUGCUCCUUGGGGCAUUUUAUAUCUAUAGAAGGAUGAGGCAGCAUGAAGUUCUAGAGGACUGGGAGCUGGAUUGUCCUCACAGGUUCCGAUUAAGAGAUCUUUAUAAGGCAACUAAGGGAUUCAAGGAGAGUGAACUAAUUGGAGUUGGAGGAUUUGGUGCUGUUUACAAGGGUGUUUUGCCUACUAAUGGAGCCGAGGUUGCAGUGAAGAAGAUAUCAAGCAAUUCUCUCCAAGGAAUGAGAGAAUUUGCAGCGGAGAUCGAAAGCUUAGGCAGGUUAAGGCACAAACACUUGAUCAACCUACAAGGCUGGUGCAAGAACAAGAAUGAUCUUCUCCUAGUGUAUGACUUUGUCCCAAAUGGAAGUCUUGAUUCAUUACUUUACAGACAGAAAAGGGACAUUGUUCUAACAUGGGAACAGAGAUUUAACAUCAUCAAAGGGAUUGCUGCAGGGCUUCUUUACUUGCAUGAAGAAUGGGAACAAGUGGUAAUACAUCGCGAUGUGAAGAGCAGUAACGUCCUAAUUGAUGGGGAAAUGAAUGGUCGGUUAGGGGAUUUUGGGCUAGCAAGAUUAUACGACCAUGGCAAGAAUUCACACACAACAAAUGUUGUUGGCACAAUAGGGUACAUUGCACCAGAAUUAACACGGACAGGGAAGGCCUCAACGAGCACAGAUGUGUAUGCAUAUGGCGUACUACUUCUUGAAGUAGCUAGUGGAAGACCUCCUAUUAUCUUUGAACCAGGGAAAGGAGCUUUAGUACUAGCUGAUUGGGUGAUAGAAUGUUUACAACUAGGUAAUAUUCUUGAUGCAGUUGAUCAAAGGUUGAAUUCAGUCUAUGUAGAUAAAGAGGUUCAAAUGAUUUUGAGACUUGGGCUUGUUUGUUCACACCCAAGACCAGAAGCUAGGCCAACAAUGAGACAAAUAAUGAAGUAUCUCAAUGGAGAUGAAUCACUUCCAGUUUUUGAGCAGCAGUUGAGCUGUAUUGGGUCUGAUAGGGUUGAUGAAAUCACAGCCAAGUUCUUGGAAGUGUUUUCUACUGAUACAAUCAAUAUAUCACGUCGUUCGCUAUCCGUCGGACAGACAUCAUCUAGCUCACUCCAUUCUGGUAGAUGAAUCUGUAUAAAAGGACAUACACUCUUCUUUUGUUUUGUUUAACCACUUUGUUGGGAUUAAUUAAGUAGCAUAGAAUAAUAUAUAACUAGGAAAAAGGUAAGUCUCAAGUCAACAUUUUCACUUAGCUGGAGUGCAAAAACCAUGUAAUUUUGAGAAAGAAAAGUUAUAAAAUUAGUCUAGAAAGUAAAUUUGUAAUUAUAAAAAAAAAAAAAAAAAAAAAUCUAUGUAGAAUA